This is a messenger RNA of Saccostrea echinata, 2066 nucleotides long. RefSeq names its product IgGFc-binding protein-like. Lineage: Eukaryota; Metazoa; Mollusca; Bivalvia; Ostreida; Ostreidae. Bases 86 to 1738 code for a protein of 550 amino acids. The record is from RefSeq and is a predicted model, not a curated record. The transcript has 6 exons.
AAGAGGAUAACUCUGUUUCACGGCUAGAAUAACAAAAGAUUCCUAAAGGAACUGAAAGUAAUCUAAAAGGAAAAAGAAACGGGGAAUGAAUCAAUACGCACAGAAUAUGAAAGGAUUCAGCGGAAAAGAAGACUAUUACACAGACUAUGAAGUGGAAGGUGAUGCAGAUUAUGAACAGCUUCAGAUGCAGUCAAGAGAAACACGGAAUAUUGAACAGAUGAACGUCUUUGGAGACACUAUUCAACAUAAUUCUCCAAAAAGGACCAUGAAGCGUCUUCUGGUGGUAAUUUUAAUCAUCGUUCUUAUCCUCGGACUUGCCACAACAAGUGCAUUUCUUUUUCUAGAGAGAAACAAAUCAAAUGAGAAGCAAUCACCAAAACUUUUGGUUAUGGAUGAAUUUAUCAACAAACCCUGCAGAAGUCAAAUAUCCAAAUUUACAGAUAAAGGAAGUACAAAUUUAGGAAGCAGAGGGCGAAGUUUUCUGGUCAGUUUUAUACAAAAUCACAACGACGGAAAUACAACAAACCGAACUAUUAUUGCGUCAUCAGAAACUGAUUUCAAUUUAACAGUUUCACUGCCAGAGAGUCAAAAUUCAAAUCUGAUAUCCAUUUCUAGUCAUACAAGUAAAACGGCAACAUUUAAGAAGUUAAAUGUACACUACUCUCUAGUUCCUUCUUACUUUACAACUGAAUCUAAAGCUAUCAUCAUUACCACCUCUGUGACGUCAUCUGUGUUGUCUUUGUCCGACUACCGUGUAUCAUCAGAUACGACAACAGUUUUUCCCAUGGACAAGCUUUCAACGUAUUAUAUCAUAUCUACAGCUGCACCGUCAGAUCGUUAUUUAGGCAGUGGAACUCAUUUCACAGUUGCUUCAAUGAAAGACAAUACUCUUGUUAGCAUAGUAUUCGUAGCUGAUCAUGACACAAAAAUAGUGCUACAGGGGAAAGGUUACGGGAGAGGGGACACUUUUAAUUUAAUUUUAAACAAGUAUCAAACAUUUCAAAUUGGACAUAAUGCAGAUCUGACAGGAACAACAAUCCGUUCUUCCAAUCCGGUUGCUGUUUUCGCAGGGAAUAGGUGUAUUACUGUGGGGUACCACGGAUACUGCAGCAUGCUUAUGGAAAUGGUUCCACCUACUAAAAAAUUAGAUAAUGUAUUCAUUGUUCCACCAAAUAUUCAUAGAUUCCAAUCGCAUGUACGCAUUUCCUCGGUUGUAAACACGGAUAUUAAAUAUACUACCAAAGAAAUCACAACGAGGACACAUCUUUUGAAAAAUCGGUUUGCUGAAUUUAUUGUUCGCGAACACGAAGUGGGCGUUAUAUUUUCUACAAAACCUGUUUUAGUAAACAGUAUUGCUGUAUCUUCAACCAAGGCUAAAGUAUAUGGCGAUACUUUUAUGGUGACGAUCCCUGGAAUUAAUCAGUAUCUCAACUCAUAUACCAAUUUCGUGCCUGCUGGAUAUAAUUUUAGCUUUGCUACUUUUGUAUUUAGAAACGAUUCUCUGAGAAAUCUUCAAAUCAACGGAACAAACAUCGAUGUAGAUAGCUGUCUUUUUCAUUCCUCCUUUCUAGUUGGAAUUGACCUAUACAAUGUUUGUACCGCAAGUGUUCCAAGUGGAGUAAUUAAUGUAGAAACCUCUGAUGGGUCGCGAUUUGGUUUUAUCGUUACUGGUCAACGCAAACAUGACGGUCAUGGGUACGCUGGAAAUGCACUGUUGACCACUGACUGUGAGACUUGACAACAAGUUUGAAAAAAAAUAUGAAUUUCUCCUUGAAAAGCCUCAUCAAGUAUAUAAGAUCAAAUUUAAUACUAUCUCAGAAUCCCCUCUUCAAGGACUUAAAUAAUAAUACACACACAGUGGGGCUUGAUAGAAAAGAACAUGUAAGCAAGAGUGUAUUUGUAUUUAUUUGAAAUAUAAACUAUUUAUGCCAUUUGUAAAUUUAUUUCCUUCUUUGUGAUUCACAUAUAGUUUUGUUUCGAAUGAGUUUAAUCCAAAAAAUUUUGUUUUUUAUCCUUGUACACCAUUAUAAAGGAGUAGAAAUUCAGUUCUACUUUAUAAGCUAUAU